Molecule: messenger RNA, 1325 nt
Organism: Vespula pensylvanica (western yellowjacket)
Lineage: Eukaryota; Metazoa; Arthropoda; Insecta; Hymenoptera; Vespidae
Product: calcyphosin-like protein
Exons: 5
Coding region: 161-802 (213 amino acids)
Molecular function (GO): calcium ion binding
Source: RefSeq, a predicted model, not a curated record
UGUCACUUGCCUUCCGCUCUUCUUCCGAGAAGCUACCUAUUUUAUAUUUUACCUUUGGUCAUUUACAACCCUCUACCACCACGAUCAUAGCGAUCGAUAAACAGAAGACGAAGACGACUUCCGUUCGCCAAAGGAUACAUUAUUUUUUGAAAAUUUCGACAUGUUCAACAGACCUCAGAGUGCAACUACGAGGCAGGAGACUGAAAUGAUCAAUAAGGCCCAGAGGGCCAUACAUACAACCACGGAUUCUAUCGAGAAGUUACGUUUGCUCUGCCUAACUAGAGGUGCCAAUGGCAUCCUCGGCCUUGGCAGAAUAUUCCGUCGUAUGGACGACGACGGUAAUAAGCAAUUAAACUUGGAGGAAUUCACGAAAGGUUUGAAAGAAAGUGGUUUGGAUAUAUCAGACGAUGAAAUAAAUGAGAUAUUUCAAAAAUUCGAUACCGACGGAAAUGGAAAUCUCAGCGUCGAUGAGUUUAUCGUCGCGGUAAGACCUACAAUGUCUUCAAGUCGCAAAAAAGUUGUAGAACAGGCAUUUCAAAAAUUGGAUAAAACCGGUGACGGUGAAAUAACGAUAGACGAUUUAAAAGGAGUAUACAAUGUGAAAUGUCAUCCACGUUAUAUAAGUGGCGAGGAGAGCGAGGAAAGUAUUUUGAAUAAAUUUCUUGGAAAUUUAGAACAAAACGCAACGAGAGAUGGAGUAGUCACUGCUGAAGAGUUUAUGAAUUACUAUAGCGGAAUAAGUGCCAGUAUCGAUCACGAUGCGUAUUUCGAUUUAAUGAUGCGCAAUGCUUACAAGCUUUAAAAAAUUAACUUCAUUUUAUUAAUAAUAAAGUAAAGCACGUCACCUGCGAGCUUCUGUUCAAAUAGUCUUAUUUUAAAAGACGAUACAAAUCUUAGAAUGAAAUCGCACAGAGAUUGAUCGAACAGUGUUAUUGCAAUUUUUAUAGAAAUUAUCAAUCAUUGGUGUUAUAUACAAAUGUUAUGAAGCUAUAAUUCUAUAACGUGGUAGAUGAUGAUACAUCUAUAUUAAUGUACAUUUAGAUGUACAUACAUAUAUAAUUUUAAUGUAUAUACAUAAUUUCGAUACAUCGAAGUCCUCUACGUUGUUCUAUCUCAAUGUUUGACAAAGUUGGUUGCAGGGACCAAUCUAAUUAUAUAUGUGUCCAUUGAUAUCAAAUCCUAACACUCAUAUUUCAGCUUUAAAAUUUAGUCCUUCUUCUCUUCCUUUUUAUUUUUGUUUUUUAUUUAUGCGAAUAAAUAUUAAUUAAAUGAUAUUAUAUGUAUUUAUGAGCAAAAUAAAGGUAAUAUUGUAAUAGCGAUGUAAA